UUAAAUAUAUUAAUUAUAUUAUAUAGAAUAAAAAACAAUAAGAAAAAAACUAAUUUUAUAAUUAUUCGAAAGUUGAAAUUGUUAAAAGAAAAAAUUCUCUUCAUUCAUUUUGUUUAUAAAAUAGUCAAAGAAAUGAAAAUAAUAAUAUAGAAUAAAAUAUUGAAAAUUAAUAAUUAAUAUUAUCUAUCGUAUGACAAAACCAGUUAAGAUCUAAAUAAGUUAUAUUAUACUAGAAUAAACAAUCUAACAAUAAAUAAUAUACGAAAAACAAACAAACUUAUUAUUAUUUCAUUAUCUACAUAAAAUAUAAAAUUAUUUAUCUUAAUAAAUAUUGAAAUUUAAAGUUUUAUUUUUUACUAAAUAAUAAUUGAUAUUGAUUUAAUAUUUGAUCUUAAGAAAUAAUAUGAAAAAUUUUCAUUAUUAUUUAUGAUAAAAUAUUAUUUUUCAUUAUUUAUACAUAAAAUCCUAAAUUAAUUGUUUCAUAUUUAAAUUCAAUAAUUCAAUAUAUUAGAAAUAUUUCAAAAAUAAAUUUAUUUGAUUAACAUCAUAUUCAAUUAUUAACAAAAAAGAAAAAUAUUAUCUUUUUUAUAAAUUAUACAAUAAUUGUUAUUCUCAUAUAUAAUAGUUCUCUUCUUCUUAUUUUUUUUUUCUUUUUAUUAUUAGCAUUUAAUUUGUUUAAUUCUUCAAACAUUGGGUAUUAUUGCAUUGAAUCCUGAUUUUCAUGAAGUUUUAACUCAAGCAGAUAUUCCUGAUACUGUUUUACAUUUAAUAUUACCAGCUGAUGAAAUGUUUUAUACAAAUCAAACAACUAAAUUUGCUCGUUAUGUUAAACAUCUAGGAGCACGAAUACUUGUUUAUAUGGGUUUAUUAACUAAAGUUAACCAUAAAGUUAAUCUAUUUGAUAUACUUGAUAUUGAACCAGAAAAUAUUGAUUGUGAAAAACCUCAAUCAUUUGAAAAUAAUUUUGUUCAUCAUAUGGCUAUUGGUGAAACAGUUGUUGGUACAUUAUGGACAUCAUUUGAUGGUAUUUCAAUUGAAAAAUUACUUGAUGAAUUACUUAAAAAUGGAAUAAAUCAAAAAAAAAGUUCAUUAUCAAAAGAAGAAGAAGAUACAUAUCAAGGUCUAACAAGUCAAACAUCAUCAUCAACAAUGAUUUAUUCAAAUGAUAAUCUUCUUUAUAAUCUAUCUUAUUUAUC
This is a messenger RNA of Rotaria sp. Silwood2, 1196 nucleotides long. NCBI's taxonomy places the organism in Eukaryota, Metazoa, Rotifera, Eurotatoria, Philodinida, Philodinidae. The record is from the annotation of a GenBank genome assembly.